CCCCCCCCCCCCCAAAAAAAAAACCAAAACCUCGCUCAGAAGGAUACCGGGCCGACACGAUGGAGAAGAAGGAUCUGCUCGUCGUCCGCAAGAGGACGCCGCCGAAGCGCCGCCGCAAGCUUGUGGCGCCGGCAAAGGCCUCCGGCAACGGAGGCGCUCGGGGCCUCGCGAAGGCGAUCGCCGCAUACCUCGCGUCGGACUCCUACAUGUACGCGUCGUUGGUGCCUGCUCCUCCUCCCCCGCCGCCGGCCGCGGCGGCGCCCUCCGCGGCGCCUCCUAUUUCCACUCCUGAGAAAGAAGUCACACUGGUGCAAAAAUACAGAGGCUCUUGGCAAGCUACCUUUACUGCCAACUAGAAGCAUUUGUGGACAUGUUGUUGGUGUUGUUCAUGCAGCUGUGUCCUUUUAAAGCACUACCAUUGUUGUUUCCAUACUCUGUUAUGUUAAUGCCUAUACACUGUUGGUUAACAAUCUACCUUUCUUCUGGAGCU
This is a messenger RNA of Setaria italica (foxtail millet), 490 nucleotides long. RefSeq lists its product as uncharacterized. The record is from RefSeq and is a predicted model, not a curated record. The transcript has 2 exons. Lineage: Eukaryota; Viridiplantae; Streptophyta; Magnoliopsida; Poales; Poaceae. The coding region runs from base 60 to 356 and encodes 98 amino acids.